Molecule: messenger RNA, 5248 nt
Organism: Spirodela intermedia
Lineage: Eukaryota; Viridiplantae; Streptophyta; Magnoliopsida; Alismatales; Araceae
Source: the annotation of a GenBank genome assembly
AUGGAUGACUACACGAGGGAAAUGAUGGACCUGAAGACGCUGGUCACCCGCACGCUGGAGAAGAAGGGCGUGCUCGCGAAAAUCAGGGUAUGCUCUUCGCCUCUCCCGUCGCAUUUCUCCGCGAGUCGAAAGAGGAAAGGAGUGACGGCGGAAAGCUAGGGUUUCGGCAACCUCAUUCGUGCUCAUCGUCGUGUCCAAUUGUUUUCCUCGAAAUAUUAGUGUUCGAUCGUUCUAAUCUUCACACAUUUUUCAUAACGCGUAUGAUGGAGGUUGGUAUCAAGUACACAAUUUUGGGGCGUUCGAGUUUAAAGGUAGAAGGGGAAAACUCUCCGCAUUUGGUCUCGUAGGAAUUUAACCGGGUCGUACAUAGCGAUCCUGAAGGAUAAUUUCUAUCUAAGCUAGUCGUAAGGGCUUCAAGAACGGUUUUAGGGUUUCAUAUUAAUACAGCUCAAAACCGAGACUAUUUACAGCCUUUCAAGCGUCCGUGAUACUAACUGUUCUUGUUUGGAUCCGGUAAUUCAUAAUUGCUUGACUCACCCGACCAUGUCCCUUCGCGCUAUUCUUUCUGUCAUCUCUUACCAGUAUCGUUUCAGUGUUUGAUGCCCUUUUUCUGGACUUCCAUAGGAGAAACUUCCAUCUUCUUCUCGAAGGAAACCCGAUGCCCGUCUUUCCAGUGCUAAUUGUAGAAAAAAAAGUACUGCAUUGGCCAUCGAUUAUAAAAGCGGGUGCAUCAAUUCGAGAUUCUUAACGAGGUCCGAAUGUCAUAAUGCCUCUGAUCUUAAAUUUCCCGGUUGUGCAUGCCUCUUAGCUUGUGCUCGAAGUUUAAAAUGUUCCAGUUCACAUCUGAUCCCUGUGUUGCUUUCAUAGCUUGAGUGUUCUCAGUGAUGGUCUUGUCGGUGAACUACGAAUUCGUGGCUAAUGAACUGUUUUUGCGGGACAAUGUUAGGGUUGCCUGGGUAAAUCACGAAAUAAAGUAUUCAUUAAUAUCAAUUCACUAAAUUUUUAGUACAUGCUCGUAAAAUUCGAGAAAGCCCACUUGCCCAGAUCACAUUUUAGUCGGAAAGCCACAAACUUGGGUAUUCAUGGCUAUCUGCCUUGGUCACGAGCAUUGCUGCCUUCACACUCUUACAAUCGGAGUUAUGCAUGUGUUGGGGAUGUGAGGAAGAAAGUAUUCUUACACUCUCUGUCCUACCAAUACCGGUAUUUGAAGGAACCCCAGGGGGGGAGUCAAGUAAAACUAAGGAACAAACAAAGCUGUACUCUGAGAGGAAAGCACGACCUAUGGUUAUAGUUACCUUGUAAAUGACUUGCUGCCCGAAGAAUCACCUUUAGGACCACCUUACCGUUGAUGGAUAGCACUUUGCCACAGUGGCCUUUUGAUUUUAUUUAACGAUGGUUGGCCUAGCUGUCUGGAUAGUAGAGAGAACGAAAAUCAACGGAGAAAAUGUUCGAGAUUUACCCAUCUAUCUCUACCCCUAUGGCACUGGUGGAUAGCUCACCCGGCAUGUCUAAAGUCACCGGCACUGUGGCGCUGGUGGAUAGCUCACUAGUGCAUAGGUCACAGCGAAUGUUAAGUACCUCUGGUAUUAAAUCUUUCUGGACUCUGCCUUUUUUUUGUGUGUGUGUGGCCGAUUGCAGCCAUGUCUAAUUGAGAACUCACAGUUUGGAGCCAUUUCUGUUCACGAGCUAAAAAAUUGUGCCAUAAGUUUUUUCACAUGUCAUAUAACGUUUUGGCACCCCAACUUCUACACAUGCAUCUGACCUUUAUUUCUAUAGUUUUUUCCAAAACGUUUGUAAUUUCUAGUCAUGGCUUUGUUUUGAUGGAUUCCGUGGACUAUUUGUGUUGUAAUCAUAAAAAAUUGUUCCAUCGUAUAAGCAGUGAUAUGUUAGCCUCGACUUUCUUGUAGGCUGAACUUAGGGCAAGUGUUUUUGAAGCCAUUGAAGACGAGGACAGGGCUCUGGAAAAUGAGGAAGGUUUUGUUCCUGCAUUACUUGGUAGUUGCAAUGACCGAGCUAAGCAACUACAUGCCUCUCCAUCAGGUUCUAUUUGCUUUUUUUUUUUGGGUGAUCAUUUAUAGAAUUUAUUGUUGAUGUCCAUAACUUGUUGGGGAGGUUUUUGUUCGGUAGACGUUUGAAGUGAUUAAAACAUAUGCUGAACAUUUCAUAUUUUAUUUUCGGAAGUGUUUAAAGAUGCCAAGAACCAUUUUUCGAAAAUUUUGCUUGACGAAAUAUGUCGACAGUGAUAUUUAAUUCAGUACCUUUAUAUGGUAUCCUUUGUUUAUUGGAUUAUUGCCUGGAGAGUGUAGCCUUUCGGGGUGGACAUAUGCAUCUUUGCAAUUUUUUUCAUUAUUGUUAUCGUGAAAAUUACUUCAAACUUGUUUCUUUGCAAAAUGCUUGCCGGACGCUUUAGGAUAAUUUGGAAUGAGGCUUUUUUUUUCUAUUGCAUUAUUUUUCUGUGUUGUCUUUAUACUAGCAUAUAUGUAUAUAUAUGUAUAUAUAUAUUUCUUGUUAGUUACUUUAGGAGGAUUGAGUUUUCUUUGGUGCAUACUUCAUUAUGAUGUUCCUUUUUGUGUCUAAACUUGUAAGGCCUAGGCUUUUCUGAUCAUGUGAAGAAUAUAUUUCACUGCGUGGUCUGUUCAAAAAGGCAAUCCUGAUUUGUCCUGCGAUCUUUGACUAUACAAUCGUGUUCUUCUCAUGAUGUGCAGGUAGGCUACUAACAGCACUGAUCUGUGAAUACUUAGACUGGGCUCAGCUUAGUCAUACACUUAAAGUCUAUUUGCCUGAGUGCAACUUGGUAAAGAUGCUAUCAUUGAUCUGUCAUUUACUUUAAACUAUUACAUUUAUGAUGAUUGACUUCAGGGGCACAAUCAAUGGCGCCGUCUUUACUUGGAUUACAUCUUUUCAGCAAAGGGACGUUUGGAAAGCCGAGUUGCAAGAGUUUCGAGUCAAAAAUGGAACUGACUUGAGCAGGAAUGGUGAUAGCGGACCGCUACUACUGGAUGUUCUUGAGGGGUAUCUAAAAUAUGAGGUUUGUUGUUAUUAUACCCCCCAUUUUAUUCGUCUUCUAUUCUCUUGACUUUCUUCGUGGCUCAUCAGUGAUGCUUCUACAUUGGAUGACACCUAAAAGGGAAAAUAUUUUUGAUGAGUUUUAUGCCACAUUAAAUUUUGGAGAAGUUGUUGGGUGACAACCUGGGAUCUUUUUUCCGUUCACCAUAUAGCUGAUAACAGUCCUUUCCAAAUGCCUACGGCAACCUUACCCAGAUCUCUCUAUCUGGUGUCUCUUCUGAGCUUUUUGAGUCUUUACAUUAAAUUAUAUGUCUUAACACUAUGUGAUGUAUGAUCUGGCAUUCAUUAAAGUUACGUGAUUAUAUCAUGGCAAGUUGCUAGAAAAGCCAUAGUGAAAAGUGAAGUAACGGAGCUCUGAAGUCUGUGAUUUCUGUCCGUUACCAUGAUGACCUAGUCGGUAAGACUUUUAUAUUUUUUGUUUCAAGGCAUAGGGCAUCGACCGUUUCUCUGCUUUGGAUUUUAUCGUCUUGGUUCCUCUCUUGGUAUAUUGGGUAAUUUUUUUGGUGAGCAAUGCAUCCUCCUCUCCUACAUACAUGACCCAAACAAGGUAAAUUUUGAUCAAAUUUCUGUCAACGACAAGAACAUAAAAAAACUGUAGACCCCCCAAUCAGCUGGGUGAAUCGCAAUUUUAAAACUUUGAAGCUCGGUCUUAGUUAAAAAUAACUAUUUUUUUAAAAAAUAUUUAUUCUUAUCUUCAAGUAUCUAAAUUACUUUCAUUCAUUUUUCUCCCACAUUUAUUUUUCAGCUUUUGUUCUUUCAUGUUCAUUUGCACCACCUUUUAUAGAAUUUAUCUCAAGCAAGAAUGGUGGAAAGGAGAGUGAUUCCCUCUGAGCUUGACUCUUUGCCAACAACCGAACCAAGGAACAUCCGCAGGGCUUCAUCAUCUGUUGCAGGGGGCUUGCCUCCGUUGGUAAGGUGACGUCUUAUUGAUCUGAAUGGCUAGUGGUCACGAGGCCAUUCUUGCUUCAUUGUUUAUUUCUUUUAUCUAAUCUUAAAUGACAGUUUCUUCUUCUCUUUAAUAUGGCAGGCCUGUCCCUUCUCAGUCGUCAGGUAUAUCUCGUCAGUGCUCUGCAGUCAGCUGUUCUCUGCUUUUAUCUACCAUCCUCCCCUCUCUCUGAAGCAGUUUUUUCCUUCCAGAGAGGAGAAUGGGUUCUUCCCUUUCUGGGUAUCGGAAGGAUGAGUACGGCUGGCGGUACGAUCCAGACGAGAUCUCCGACGACGUUCUGCGAGCUUCAAGCGCCCUGGAGAACAUCCACCUGGACAGGAAAACAAGGAACUUGUCAUCUUGGAGGUACUACCAGACGACCAUUUUCCCUUUUCCUUUUCGCUUAGAGUUUUCUUGGCUGGAUGGGAGUGAGUGGCUAGAGGCAAUCUAUGAGUGUAAUCAGGCUUAUCUUAUAUGGUUCAGAUCUCCUUGACCUCCAGGCCCUGAAGUAGGCUUUGUAUCCAUCCCCCAGUCCCUUAGAUCGGAAAAUCACCUCCUGGUUUUGUCCAUUCCUGGUUUUCUCUGAUAGGGCAAUGCUGAUCAUACUGAAUAAAUACUGCCAUGCAUCUUACACCCCUCUCUGCACUUCACUGCACUGCACCGCUGUUGAGGAUCCUAUUUACCCGGGAUGAUUUCUUUUUUCUUUUUUUUGUUGGCACUCGGAUAAUUGAGUUUUAUUUUUUUGUUAUUUUACCGGUCCAUAAAUGCCCAGGAAGAUAUACAAAAGAAUUAUAAUUCCCUUACAAUUUCAUGGAAAAAAUGGAAAAAAUUUAGGAUCCUAUUCACCCGAGAUUAUCUUUUUUUUUUUUUUUUUUUUGGUUGGCGCUCGGAUAAUUUAGUCUUUUUUUGAUAUCUUACCAGUCCACAAAUGCCCAGAAAGAUACAAGAAGAUUAUCUGCCUGUUGAUCUUCUCGGAUUUAUCAUUCCGUUGCAAUUUAAUGGAAAAAAUGGGAAUUUUUUUUCUCGGCAGGGUUAUAAAAACUAGUCAGAUGUCCAGUUCAUCAACUGGAAUCAUAUAAUCUCUCCCUGGAUUUCUCCUUUCCCCCCUUGAUUCCAUUGAAAAGUUGGGGGAAGACUCCUUUCCCUGUUCUUCAGAUCCGUCUUCUCCCAGUGAAUGCUCUGAUUGUAGCUUCCGAUUGCAGCAGGCAUUCUGGCGACGGAAGCAUGGAUGGAGAGGGCAAGGGGGAUCAUCUCUAG